Molecule: messenger RNA, 852 nt
Organism: Styela clava
Lineage: Eukaryota; Metazoa; Chordata; Ascidiacea; Stolidobranchia; Styelidae
Source: RefSeq, a predicted model, not a curated record
UUUGCAGUUAAAUAUGUUGAAACUUCUAUCAAUUCCAUUUGUCAAAGAGAAUAUGAAAAGUCAGCUUAAGAAACCAGAGAAGGGAUUUGGCGGUUUCUUUACGAGAAAAUAUCUCUUGAAAAAUAAUAAAUCGCUUGAAGAAGUAACCGCUCGAGCAAUAAAACCAAAUGCUGAUGAAAAUAUACUUGAAAUUGGAUUCGGCCUUGGAGACGGGCUGCAGUAUGUUUUACAAAACGCUUCGAAGAAUGGGAAUGGUUUGCUGUAUGGGGUCGAUCAUUCAGAAGCCAUAUGCAAAUGGGCGCAAAACCUGAUGUGUAAAGACAUAGCGAAUGGUAAGCUCAUAAUCCUGAAUGAAGAUGUUGCAAAAAUGUCGAUUACAAAUGAAACGAUAAACAAAGUGUUCCACGUUCAUUGCAGUCAUUUCUGGCCGGAAAUAGAUGUUGCAUUGAACGAAAUAAAACGAGUCAUAAAACCCGGUGGUUUGGUUGUGUCUGGAGCGGACCUAACUCUAAAGAAAUGGGGAGUUGAAAAAGGGCUAAUAGACGAAUGGAUGUAUGAUUCAACAGGGUACACUGACGCUCUACAGAGGACUGGAUUCGUGAACAUAAAUGAAGAGGACAUCUUCGAUCCUGGAUUGGAGCAUGAUUUUCGACUCAUUUUUGCCACAAAACCUGAUGAUAAAAUCACGAAACAGUAAAUAUAAUGAAACAACUUUCAUUGAUGCUUCUGGAAUGGCAUUGCAGACCAUUUUGCAGACCAAAAAGAUGCUUUUGAUGCUUCGUUUCUGUUUCAUUGAGGUGUUAUGAAAAAUGAUAUGUGAAAUAUUGUACUCUGAGAUAAUAGAAUAGACCA